Messenger RNA from Nymphaea colorata (pocket water lily), 1481 nucleotides. RefSeq names its product probable sodium/metabolite cotransporter BASS1, chloroplastic. NCBI's taxonomy places the organism in Eukaryota, Viridiplantae, Streptophyta, Magnoliopsida, Nymphaeales, Nymphaeaceae. The transcript is spliced from 8 exons. Gene Ontology annotation, cellular component: membrane. The record is from RefSeq and is a predicted model, not a curated record. The coding region runs from base 105 to 1310 and encodes 401 amino acids.
GGUGUUUUAGCUUCGUCGGCGUCGGCGUCGGCGUCGGCGUCGGGCCUUCCACUUCUCUGUCGCUGUUAAGUGGUUGUCGUGGAAGAAGAUUAAUUUGGGAAGCAAUGCACUCUCUCUUAUUCUUACCCACUGCGCCCUCGAAGCCAUCAACAUGCGUCCGCGCAAAGCCUCCUGCAACCUUCUUCCUCGCAAAACCGUGCCCCCUUAACGGUCGCUCUUCCCCAUCAUCGUCUUCCGUCUCUUUCUCUGCGGACCCAUUGCCUCUUCCUCCCCUUAUUCUUCGUGCCAGUAACAGAAGCUUUACCCAUCUCGUCUCUUGCAGCCAUGAUCGCCACGAGAUCCUCGCCGAUAGGGGCGGAGUUUAUGAUCGCCUCCAGCGGAUCACCGACUUGCUCUCUUCCGCUUUCCCCUUGUGGGUUUCGUUUGCCUGCUUCUCUGCUCUCCGCCGGCCGUCUUACUUCCUCUGGUUCCGUCGGGAAUGGCAGGUGCUGGGUCUCACUCUCACCAUGCUGGGGAUGGGGAUGACUCUUACCGUCAACGAUCUCCGCGCCGCGCUCUCGAUGCCGCGGGAGUUGCUCACCGGAUUUGUUCUCCAGUACACGGUAAUGCCAUUCUCAGGUGCUGUCAUUAGCAGGCUUCUUAAUUUGCCUUCCCAUUAUGCAGCUGGCCUGAUCUUGGUUGCAUGUUGUCCUGGAGGAACUGCUAGUAACAUUGUUACAUAUUUAGCACGUGGAAAUGUGGCACUCUCUGUCCUAAUGACUGCAGCAAGCACAAUGUCGGCUGUGGUGUUGACUCCUUUCCUCACAGCCAAACUAGCUGGCCAAUAUGUUGCUGUAGAUGCUACUGGACUCUUCAUGUCAACUUUUCAAGUUGUGCUUGCCCCUGUCCUAGUUGGUGCCAUCAUGAAUCAGUACUUCCAUGGUUUUGUUAUGAGACUUUCUCCAUUCAUGCCACUUGUCGCGGUGUUUACUGUUGCCAUUCUCUGUGCCAAUGCCAUCGCACAAAAUGCCUCGGCAAUCCUCAUCUCUGGACAACAGGUUGUUAUGGCCUCCUGUGUUCUUCAUACGUCUGGCUUUUUCUUUGGCUUGCUUCUUUCAAGGUUACUUCGUAUUGAUGUGGCUUCUUCACGUACAAUCUCCAUAGAAGUGGGAAUGCAGAAUUCUGUGCUUGGCGUUGUGCUCGCUGGUCAGCAUUUUAGCAAUCCAUUGACUGCUGUUCCAUGCGCCGUCUCUAGUGUUUGCCAUUCUGUCAUUGGCAGCAUUUUAGCUGGUAUUUGGAGAGCUACUACACCCGAUGACAAGAAAGAAUGAUGUCAGAAAGUUUUGUACUUUGUUAAUGUUAGAAAAUAAUUUAGUGGAAGCGUAUAACUUCUACAGCUUGCAUAGGAUUCUUAGUUUGCACAUUUCAUUGUGACAACGGAUUCUGUAUUCCCUUACUGGAACUUGGCAAAGAAAAGGCGGGAUGAAAUUUGAUUUUGGUAA